Molecule: messenger RNA, 1880 nt
Organism: Jaculus jaculus (lesser Egyptian jerboa)
Lineage: Eukaryota; Metazoa; Chordata; Mammalia; Rodentia; Dipodidae
Gene: Mmadhc
Product: metabolism of cobalamin associated D
Exons: 8
Coding region: 185-1075 (296 amino acids)
Biological process (GO): cobalamin metabolic process
Cellular component (GO): mitochondrion
Source: RefSeq, a predicted model, not a curated record
CCUGCAUCGAUGAGCUCGGAAGCAACUGCUUAGGCCUGCGCGCGGACGCCCAGGCGCGCCACCUCAGCGCUUUCGCGCCGCCAUCUUCACGGCGGGAGAAGCGGAGAUCUGGGGCUGCUGGAGGCGGCGGAGGUAAUCGGAGCUCUCUACCUCGGGAAAGACUUCGCGGCUGUCUCCUCGAGAAAUGGCCCAUGUGCUCUGUAAUAGAGCCAGACUGGUGUCCUACCUCCCUGGCUUUUGCUCUUUAGUUAGAAGAGUUAUUAGUCCAAAAACCUUUUCAACUGCAGGGUCUUCAGGUUCUGACGAAUCUCAUGUGUCCACUGCUCCUCCAGAUAUAUGUUCUCGAACAGUGUGGCCUGAUGAAAUGAUGGGACCAUUUGGACCUCAGGAUCAGAGAUUCCAGCUUCCUGGAAACAUAGGUUUCGAUUGUCACCUCAAUGGGACUACUUCACAGAAAAAAAGCCAAGUUCAUAAGACUUUGCCUGAUGUUCUAGCAGAACCUUUGUCAACUGAGAGACAUGAGUUUGUAAUGGCACAAUAUGUGAAUGAAUUUCAGAGUAAUAAUGCACCUGUGGAACAAAAAAUUAACAGUGCUGAAACUUACUUUGACAGUGCCAGAGUUGAAUGUGCAAUCCAAACAUGUCCAGAACUGCUGCGAAAAGAUUUUGAGUCACUAUUUCCAGAAGCGGCUAAUAGCAAACUGAUGAUUCUAACUGUAACACAGAAAACUGAGAAUGAUAUGACUAUCUGGAGUGAAGAAGUAGAGACUGAAAGAGAAAUGCUCUUAGAAAAGUUUGUUCAUGGUGCUAAAGAGAUUUGCUAUGCACUUCAAGCUGAAGGAUACUGGGCUGACUUUAUUGAUCCAUCUUCUGGUGUAGCAUUUUUUGGACCAUAUACAAACAACACACUUUUUGAAACAGAUGAACGCUACCGACAUUUAGGAUUCUAUAUUGAUGAUCUUGGCUGCUGUAAAGUGAUCCGUCAUAGUCUCUGGGGUACCCACGUGUUUGUAGGAAGUAUCUUCACUAAUGCAGCACCAGACAGCCAUAUCAUGAAGAAACUAAGUGGAAACUAGCACUAAUGUCAUUUUAUGUGCGGCACUAUUUAUCUAUACUGGAUUGAUCUUUAUAAACACUGUCAAAGGCUUGAGCUUUUAAAAUAUACUUAAUUCUAAGUAUUUAUUUCAUCAUUUAUGGAUUUACAACAUUGGCAGGUGAUGUGGAAUUCUAAAACUUCAAAUGUUAAUUCAUAUUGAAUACAUGUUGAACACAUUCACGUUUUGCAGAAUGUAGCAAUUGACAUGUAACCAGGGAAUGUAUGAUUUCUUAUUAAUUCUGUGCUUUACUGGAAAAACACUUAGUAUUAUUUUUUCCAAAAACGAAUCACAUAUUGGCUAUACCUGUUCUUUUCCAUUGCAGUAUUUUGAAAAUAGAGUUCUUCAAGGUGUUUAAGAAGUUUCAAUAUAAUUUUGUUGUUGUUUUCUUAACAAUUUAGUUGAUAAUUCUAGAUUCACUGUGGCCUUUUCUGUUUGUUUGUUUUUUUUCUUAAUUGUUAAGCAGCCAGGUACCAGUUUGAGUAUUGCUUCGCAAUAAUAUAUGGGCAGAAAAAUAAUAAAGAUAAUACACCUUUAUAAAAACGUAUGAAUCUCAUUCUUACUUGGAAAGAAAUCUUAACCCUUUAGUUGAAAUAGAUAAAUAUAAAUUAUUCUCAAUGAAGUUAUUCCUUAGCUUUCAGGUCAUGUUUCUUUGAUUCCAUUGCUUUAUAAGGCAUCUUAUUUUUAAAACUCUGUUAUUUUCUGAAUUAUUUUAAAGUUUUAUCAAGUAAAAGAAUUAUCUUUUGUUAAUAAGCUUUUGCCAAUAAAAGUAGACAUCUCAGGAGAA